Messenger RNA from Caretta caretta (loggerhead turtle), 3164 nucleotides. It is a transcript of the gene EOMES, whose product is annotated as eomesodermin. Gene Ontology annotation, molecular function: DNA-binding transcription factor activity, RNA polymerase II-specific; RNA polymerase II cis-regulatory region sequence-specific DNA binding. NCBI's taxonomy places the organism in Eukaryota, Metazoa, Chordata, Testudines, Cheloniidae. Gene Ontology annotation, biological process: mesoderm formation; positive regulation of DNA-templated transcription; CD8-positive, alpha-beta T cell differentiation involved in immune response. The record is from RefSeq and is a predicted model, not a curated record. Gene Ontology annotation, cellular component: nucleus; chromatin.
CCCUUGCGGCUCGGCACUUUCCCUCCCUGGGAGGAGCCGCGCUCCAGAGCAGCCCCGGGCUCCCUCCCGACUGGCGCUGGAGAGGAUGCAGCUAGGGGAGCAGCUGCUGGCCAGCGCCGCGAGCCUGGCCGGGCCCCCCUUCUACCCGCCGGAGAGCGGCGGCGCCCGCGGCGGCCACCGCAGCCAGCCCAGCUCGGGCUCCCCGCAGCGCCUGGACUUGGACAAGGGGCCGAAGAAGUGCGGCAGCGCCGGGCCGGGCAUGCUGAGCGAGGCGGAGGCCGGCGAGCCCUUCCCCGGCGCGGGCUCCAAGCAGGGCGCCCCGGACGGCCGCAAGGCGGCCCCUUGCGGGGAGGCCGAGCUGCCCCCGGCCGCCGCCGCCCGCUACCCGCUGGACAGCCUGAGCGCCGAGCGCUACUACCUGCAGUCCCCCGGGCCGCAGGGGGCCGAGCUGGGCGGGCCCUGCUCGCUCUUCCCCUACCCGGCGGCGCAGCACGGCUCCGUCUACCAAUCGCCCGGCGGGGCGCGCUACCCCUACGGCUCCGUGCUGUCCCCGGGGGGCUUCUCGGCCGCCGUGUGCUCCCCGGGCGGCCGGGCGCAGUUCGGGGGCGGCGGCGGCGGCGGCGGCUACCAGUACGGCCAAGGGGCGGCGGGGCCCCUGUACAGCCCCUACCCGGCGGCGGGCUCCUGCGGCGGGCUGGGCGCCUUAGCCGUGCCCGGCUCGGGGCCGGGGCUCCGGGCGCAGGUCUUCCUCUGCAACCGCCCGCUCUGGCUCAAGUUCCACCGGCACCAGACCGAGAUGAUCAUCACCAAGCAGGGCAGGCGGAUGUUUCCCUUCCUGAGCUUCAACAUCACCGGCCUCAGCCCCACGGCCCAUUACAACGUGUUCGUGGAGGUGGUGCUGGCCGAUCCCAACCACUGGCGCUUCCAAGGGGGCAAGUGGGUGACGUGCGGGAAAGCGGACAACAACAUGCAAGGCAACAAAGUGUAUGUUCACCCUGAGUCCCCAAACACUGGAGCUCAUUGGAUGAGGCAGGAGAUCUCUUUUGGAAAACUAAAACUGACCAAUAACAAAGGUGCUAACAAUAAUAAUACUCAGAUGAUAGUACUUCAGUCUCUACACAAGUACCAACCUCGACUUCAUAUUGUGGAAGUGACUGAAGAUGGGGUUGAAGAUCUCAAUGACUCUUCAAAGACUCAGACGUUUAUUUUCCCGGAAACCCAGUUCAUAGCAGUUACUGCAUAUCAAAACACUGAUAUCACUCAGCUUAAAAUUGACCAUAAUCCUUUUGCAAAAGGCUUCAGGGACAACUAUGAUUCCAUGUACACAGCUUCAGAAAAUGACAGAUUAACUCCAUCUCCCACGGAUUCUCCUAGAUCCCACCAGAUUGUCCCAGGAGCCCGGUACAGCAUGCAACCAUUCUUCCAGGAACAGUUUGUCAACAACUUGCCACCAGCCAGAUUUUACAAUGGUGAGAGAACUGUACCUCAGACAAAUGGCCUGCUCUCUCCUCAGCAGAAUGAAGAGGUGGCCAAUCCUCCCCAGAGAUGGUUUGUUACUCCUGUGCAGCAGCCUGGUACCAACAAACUGGAUAUGAACUCCUAUGAAACAGAAUAUUCUCCUAGCACCUUGCUCCCCUAUGGCAUUAAAUCUCUUCCCUUGCAGACAUCCCAUGCUUUGGGAUAUUAUCCUGAUCCAACAUUCCCUUCCAUGGCAGGGUGGGGAAGCAGAGGUUCUUAUCAGAGAAAAAUGGCAACUGGGUUACCUUGGACCUCCCGAACAAGUCCCCCAGGUUUCUCCGAAGACCACCUUCCCAAGGAGAAGGUGAAAGAAGAAAUCAGCUCAUCCUGGAUAGAGACCCCACCUUCCAUAAAAUCUCUAGAUUCAAAUGAUUCUGGCGUCUACACUAGUGCUUGUAAGAGAAGACGGCUCUCUCCUAGCACUUCCAGCAAUGAAAAUUCUCCAACAAUGAAAUGUGAAGACAUGCAUGCUGAGGACUAUAGCAAAGACACUUCAAAAGGCAUGGGCUACUAUGCUUUCUAUACUACUACUUAGAGCAUUAUUUCAUCCCGAUUUGGCUAAAUUUUCAGGGUGGCUUUGGGUUUUGUUUUUCUUUCAUUUUGUUUUUUCUACAUAAAAGUUGCCAAAAAGGCUCUUGCCUUCCACCUUGAAUUGUUUUUGUGCAGUUCUAUAGAAGGUGCCAAAGCUUUUUGACUACUGGAGGUAAUUGGGUGGGGAAGGAACUGUAUUAUAAUUUGAUCUUAACUUUUGGAAGGAACAGUAAGGGGGUUGUUAGCAAGAUCCUGUUUUUUACAAUGUGGAUUAUUUAUUGGAGACACUAAAAUGUACAGUUUGGCUGGCUCAGUGGUCUAUGGGGUAAGUGCUAUGCAUUACCAAACAGGAGAUCUGGGUUUUUUAUCCUAAACUCUCUUUGCGUCUAGGUCUCUGAGAAGUGUCUGCAACUGCUACACUGUGCUUCAGAUAGAGUAGGCCUCAUCAACACACUCAGCUGCCCAAUCAGAAGCAUCUAACUCAGUGCAGUUAGGGCUGCUUGGACAGAAGAUAACACAAGAAGGGAGGAUUACUUUUAAAAAAAUUUUGUGAAUGGAAAGUUUUGACUUGAACACCCUGCUGCCCAGGCCCGGGGUUUGAUCAAAUCUGGCUUUCUUUAACUUGGGUGGGAUAAAAUGACUUAAUUUUGGAGGGGGGGUUAUGAGAAGUGAACUUUACCGAGGUGGCCAAAAAAAGACAGUGUACAGCUGUAUUUGUCUAGGUACACUGUAGAGUACUGUGGAAUACAUUGUAUAAAUAGUCUACAUAUAGAGGUCUGGUUGGGAUCAUAUGAAGUUGGUGCUUUGGCGUUCUAAAAGCAUUUUUGAUUAUUCCAGCAAAUUUAGCCUCUCGGAGCAUUUAAAAAAUGCAUUGCUGAAAGUAUAUCAAAAGGUAUCUAUAUUGACUUGUAGGUAAAGUGGUUUUUUCAGCUGCCCUGUAUUAACUUGAAAGUGAUGUAAUUUAUCCACUCUUCUCGCGACUAGUUUCAGAUGUUUCAAAAUAAUGCAAACCCUAAAGCGCUGGCACACAAAUUUCUGAAAACGUUUCUCUUGGAUUUUUUUGCUAUGUACAUAGUAGUAAUUUUUAAAUAAAUGUGAUGUGUGCUGGGGCAAGA